Messenger RNA from Ipomoea nil (Japanese morning glory), 3096 nucleotides. Its product is annotated as zinc finger CCCH domain-containing protein 44-like. Bases 269 to 2494 code for a protein of 741 amino acids. NCBI's taxonomy places the organism in Eukaryota, Viridiplantae, Streptophyta, Magnoliopsida, Solanales, Convolvulaceae. The record is from RefSeq and is a predicted model, not a curated record. The transcript has 4 exons. Gene Ontology annotation, molecular function: protein binding.
UUUCGUCUCAAACUUUUUUUGCUAGGUGUGCCCCUUCAAACGACGCCGUUGCAGGGCGGUCAAUGAUCUGGCAACUCCAUAAAGAACACGGAACCAACGCAAUUCACAACAAUCUAGGUUUUCUGACACCUCUCCGAUUUCUCUUCCAGCUGGGAGCGGUGCGGGUUGCGUGCAAGGAGGAGGAGAGCUCAAAGUCAAGCCUUGUUGACCGCGAUACGGUUGGUACACCGGGAUUCUAGGGUUCGGAACUGAAUCUCUGUCCGGGGAUAUGGAUACCUUGCAGCCGGCGGCGGCGGCGGUGGUGGUGGCCGGCGAUGCUGUGGUCGUUGGAGGAGACGCGGCGGCGGCGGCGUCUGCUGUUGCUGUGGGAGUCGCGAGGACUUCCGGCGGCUCGGAGAAGCGGAAGCGUGGCCGGCCGCCGCGGGGGCAGGUUACGCCGAAGCCUCAACCACCGAGGAAGGUAUUGGAGGAGGAGGACGUUUGCUUUAUAUGCUUCGAUGGCGGCUCUCUCGUGCUGUGCGAUCGCAAGGGCUGCCCAAAAGCAUACCAUCCGUCUUGUAUUAAGCGGGACGAGUCAUAUUUCUCCUCUAAGGCUAAGUGGAAUUGCGGUUGGCAUAUAUGCAGUGUGUGUCAGAAGGCUUCACACUAUAUGUGCUACACUUGUACAUAUUCAUUGUGCAAGGGUUGCACUAAAAAUGCUGAUUACGCGUGUGUUAGAGGAAACAAAGGAUUUUGCUCUAUGUGCAUGAAAACUAUCAUGCUGAUUGAAAAUAAAGAUGAAGCGAAUAAGGAGAAGGUUCAAGUAGACUUUGAUGACAUAACUACAUGGGAGUAUCUUUUCAAAGUAUACUGGAUUGAUUUAAAAGGAAAGCUAUCAUUAACUUUAAAUGAGCUUAUUCAAGCCAAACGUCUUGUCAAUGAAGCAUCUAUUGGCUCAGUGGUUGGUGGUCGGGUAGAUCUGGCAGAGGUUAGAGGCGGAUCUGAAACUGCAAUUGCACCUCUUUCCACGGAGAAUGUAACAUCUGCUGAUAAUAGUGAAACAGAAAAGAUUUGGUAUUACCGUGAUCCUACUGGUAAAAUACAGGGACCAUUUUCAAUGAGUCAAUUGAGGGGGUGGAGUAAUGGAGGAUUCUUCCCACCUGAUCUGAAGGUAUGGAAAAAUGAUGAACAUGAUCAAUCAGUACUUUUAACUGAUGUAUUGCAUCAACUGUCCCAAAAAUCUUCUCAAAUCACGGGUAAUGUAGCAGUCCAGUCUUCGGGGCUUGGAGCAGUGUCAGAUAACAAAGGCAGUUUUGGAGCAGUGUCAGAUAACAAAGGCAGUUUUGGAGCAGUGUCAGAUAACAAAGACAGUUUUGGAGCAGUGUCAGAUAACAAAGGCAGUUUUGGGUUGCAUGACAGUUCUAGUGGAACAGUGAGUGAAAGUAAACAGACAAAAAUCCUCCUGCCUCAAGGUGCUGAAAAGGUCUGUUCGAAUGUUAGCAAUGAAAAUGUACGGACGCAUGAGUCAGGUACCCAUUCUUUCUUGGAUUUGUUGAAGGGUAAUACUUCUCUUUCUGACAAAUCCCAAGAACAUAGCCCGCUUCAUUUAUCCAGUCAAGUAAAGAUGCAUGUAGGUGUCACACCGCUUGAAAAAGGCUUCGAAGGUGGUAGAUUUCAUUCUUUUUCAGGGCACGGAAAUCAGAACUCAUGUGGAAGCAUUCAGGUAACUGUAGUUCAGGGCCAUGAGAUGCACUCUAAUUCUAAGAGCUGUGCGGUUCAAUCAUCUGGACAAAACUGGGAAUCCUUACCAAUAACAACUUCAAAACCUAUGCACUCUGUCACUCAUUUUGCUUCAGUUCCCAAAACUGAACCGCCUGAGCAGAAUGGCAGAAUGAAUUUCACAGCUCUCCUCAACCAUACACCAAAGGGAAGUGAUAAGAGCUGGGAAGUUCAAGCUGCAGAAGAAUUGCUUUCCUUGUCUUCAGGUUUUCCUAUUCAACGUUCUAAUAUUAUCCGUGAUGUGUCGAGUCCUUCACCGAGUGGCGAAGAUAUGUGUGGUCGGACAACAGAAACCAAGGAACACUCAACUUCAAAUGUUCCUGUUCAAGACUCUGGCAGAAGCUGGAGCAGUGCUUCUAGUCUAGUUAUUAAUGAAUGGGAUUCCGGUCUAGUCUCUAAUCCACCACUGAAAACAGUGGGUGAUCAUGUUGCCACUCCUACUUCAAAUACCGACCAUCUUACUACUUCCUCUCCACCUCAUCUUAUCACAAAUGUAUCCAACUGGCAGCCAAUUGAGUUCACUACUCUGGAUGAGGAAUCAGUAUCUGAUCUGUUAGCUGAAGUGGAUGCUCUGGAAUCUCAAAGUGGCUUGGGCUCACCAGCUUCAGCCUUGAGAUGCAGCAAGGAAACAAUACCAAGGUGCAAGAAUGAAUACUUCAACUUCUUCGAGGAGCUAAACCCUAUGCCUGAUCCUGCAAAAAACGUCCCCCUUGGUUCACUCCAUCAUGACAGAUGAAGUGCAUGUGGAGGUCAACUGAUGCUUUUGAUCCUUUAAAGAGGUCUGGGAAUAACUUUUGUGUACAAGCAGUGAGGGAGAAAGAUAACCACCCUGGGAAUCCAGCCAAUAGAGAGAGGGUGGUGUAGAGAGAUGUAUCCUGGUCCGUCCAAGAGACUGCACUUCUCAAAGAGGAGUUGUACCUUUGUGCAGUAUGAAGUGAUUUAGAUGCUAUUCAACUAUCUUCUACUACCUACCUCCAUGAAGGAACAAUUCAUCAACAAUUGCUUUUAGAUUUCUGGGCACAAUCUAUUUUUUGAGAGUAAGUUGUUGUUCUUGUAACUAAUGUUGUAAUUGUAUUUAACUGGAAAAAUGUGCAGCUAGCUAUGUGGGGCAUAAAGCAACAAUUUUCUGGAAAUAAUUUUGCUGGUUGACUUGGUGGGGGGAUAGGGAAGCAGUGCCCCUUUAUGUCCAUUUAGCAGAUAUGUCUGUAAGACUGUAACCUUGGAAGACUUUAUGUAUUAAUGAUGGUGUGCAUGUAUAUGGAACAGGAUAUGUAUUCUUUGUAUGAUACUGGAGAUGUAUUCUUUCCAUGUUGAAAGGUUCACUGUGUUUGUGCUGCC